UCUGGGCUGACACAUACAGCGCUGCGCUGUGCUGUGCUGUGCGAUCCUGUAACGCUGGGCUCCCUGCAUUAGCGGAGCUGCAGCGCUGUAUCAGACUGAGCGACUGGUUCCGGCUCAAAGACAGCGGGGACAUGGCGUCACCCAUCCAGCUGAUGUGCUGGCCAGGAGACUGGGGUCUGCCCUCCGUCCACACCGACUCGCUCAUCAUCUUGGCAUAUGCCAAAUUUUCACGGGCUCCUCUGAAAGUGCACUUUAUUAAUAAUCCAUGGAAAACACCUACAGGAGACAUUCCAGUAUUAAUUUCUGACAAUAUGAAUGUAGUGCAACCUGAAAAUAUUCUGAAUUUCCUGAGAAAACAGAAAUAUAAUGCAGAUUAUGAAUUAACAGCUAAAGAGGGAGCUGAUACACUGGCAUUUAUUGCACUGAUAGAAGAGAAGUUGCGUCCUGCAUUGCUGCAUACUUUUUGGGUGGAUAUUGAAAAUUACUGCAAUCUGACCCGACCGUGGUUUGCUUCAAGAAUCCCCUUUCCAUUGAACUUCUACUUACCAGGGCAGAUGGCAAGAUCUGCAAUGAAUCAGAUAGUCCUAACCAAAGGAGAACCACCUUUGUAUAACCUCAAGGAAGUGGAAGGACAGAUCUACAGAGAUGCCAAAGAGUGUCUGAACCUUCUAUCCUACAGAUUGGGAACAUCAAAUUUCUUCUUUGGGAAAAUACCGACCAGUCUUGAUGCCUUUGCGUUUGGAUUUCUUGCACCUCUGUAUAAAGCAGAGCUGCCUAAUGCCCACCUCCAGAAGCAUCUGCAUCAGCUCCAUAAUCUUUGCCAAUUCUGUGACAACAUUCUGAGUCAGUACUUCACACAAAGCUCUACAGAAGAUAUGAUGGAUGCAAACCUACAGAAGUUGACACAGCUUGUAAACAAGGAAUCCAACCUGAUUGAGAAGAUGGAUGACAAUCUUCGCAACAGCCCCCAACACAAACCUCAAGGUGCACCCCCUUCAAAACUGAUGCCCAUGAGCAAUGAAGCCUGCUCAUCACAACACUGAUUGUCUUGACUGUUUUUGCAUAUAUAUUUGCAGCAAGUCUUCAGUUAACAGAACUUUAACAUGACCGUGGAUCUGAAGAGUGGGCAACGGGAGAUAAUUUUUUUAAAGUGCCACUUUCAAGUGAGGUAUCUGAUGUGCUGACCUGAACAUGUAUCUAAAAUGGAAAUCUGAAGGAUUCACUUAAAACUGCAGAAUUCACCAGCUAUUGUUUCUAAUUCAGCAACUAGCACUUAGGAAAUAGUACCCUGUCAGACAUAGUUUGUUAGACACACAUUUAUCGUUAUCUGAGCAAAUAUUAGUGUUUUAAAUGUGUUAAACCAGAUGAUUGACUGCCAUUAGAGAUUCUAGGUUCACAUUUGUGGGCGGCACGGUGGCACAGUGGUUAGCACUGCUGCCUCACAGCGCCUGAGACCCGGGUUCAAUU
Molecule: messenger RNA, 1467 nt
Organism: Chiloscyllium plagiosum (whitespotted bambooshark)
Lineage: Eukaryota; Metazoa; Chordata; Chondrichthyes; Orectolobiformes; Hemiscylliidae
Gene: mtx3
Product: metaxin 3
Biological process (GO): mitochondrion organization
Cellular component (GO): SAM complex; cytoplasm
Source: RefSeq, a predicted model, not a curated record